Panthera uncia (snow leopard) is the source of this 1767-nucleotide messenger RNA. RefSeq names its product interleukin 1 beta (gene IL1B). The transcript has 6 exons. NCBI's taxonomy places the organism in Eukaryota, Metazoa, Chordata, Mammalia, Carnivora, Felidae. Gene Ontology annotation, biological process: cytokine-mediated signaling pathway; regulation of nitric-oxide synthase activity; inflammatory response. The record is from RefSeq and is a predicted model, not a curated record. Gene Ontology annotation, molecular function: cytokine activity; interleukin-1 receptor binding. Bases 382 to 1302 code for a protein of 306 amino acids.
AUCUCUCGAGGCACAGCAGCCCACUCCGGGAUUCUAUUCUCUCCAGUCAGUCUUCAUUACUCAGGUACAACUUGAACUAACUCUUCUUUAUGACUUGAUCCUAAUCAAGUCUCUCUGUCCCUCUCUCCCUUCCUCUCUGCCUAAGGGCUGGGUUUUCUAUAAAGAUACCACAUGUACUACUAUGGUUAUGAUUUGUGAAAUAUUCUGGGAAUGGGCACUGCUUAUGUAGCAGCGGACAUCUGAGAGAUCAGCGUCAAAGCCUCUGCUCCAGAUCUAACGAAUACGCUCCUGGUUUGGGUUUGGGUUAGCAACUGUUUCUUCUGGACCCAAAGGAAGGCUCUUUCACACACUCACUCAUUCAUUCAAAGGCUGUUUCUCUGCAUGCCUGCCAUGUUGCAGGCGCUAAGGGAAAUUCACAUAAGAAGGCGGCCCUCGUGGGGACUGGCCUGGCAAGAAGUUACUCAUCUUCUCCUCUUUACCCAGGUUUCUGAAAUGGCCAUGGCAGCAGUACCUGAACUCACCAGUGAAAUGAUGGCUUACUACAGUGAUGAGAAUGACCUGUUCUUUGAGGCUGAUGGCCCCGAAAAGAUGAAGGGCUGCCUCCAAAACCUGAGCCACAGUUUUCUGGGAGAUGAGGGCAUCCAGUUGCAAAUCUCCCACCAGCCCGACGACAAGAGUCUUAGGCAUGCCGUGUCGGUCAUUGUGGCUAUGGAGAAACUGAAGAAGAUAUCUUUUCCCUGCUCACGGCCCCUCCAGGGUGAGGACCUGAAGAGCCUCUUUUGCUGCAUCUUUGAAGAAGAACCCAUCAUCUGUGACACGUGGGAUGACGGUUUUGUGUGUGAUGCGGCCAUACAGUCACAGGACUACACGUUCCGAGACAUAAGCCAAAAGAGCCUGGUGCUGUCUGGCUCAUACGAGCUUCGGGCUCUCCACCUCAAUGGACAGAAUAUGAACCAACAAGUGGUGUUCCGCAUGAGCUUUGUGCAUGGGGAGGAAAACAGUAAGAAGAUACCAGUAGUGUUGUGCAUCAAGAAAAAUAAUCUGUACCUGUCCUGUGUGAUGAAAGACGGGAAACCCACCCUACAGCUGGAGAUGUUAGACCCCAAAGUUUACCCAAAGAAGAAGAUGGAAAAGCGAUUUGUCUUCAACAAGACAGAAAUCAAGGGCAAUGUGGAAUUUGAGUCUUCCCAGUUCCCCAACUGGUACAUCAGCACCUCUCAAGCAGAAGAAAUGCCUGUCUUCCUAGGAAAUACCAAAGGUGGUCAGGAUAUAACUGACUUCAUCAUGGAAAGCGCUUCCUAAAGAGACCUGUACCCUCAAAAGAGCCCAAAUGUGCUGAAAAACCCCUGCUGGCUGGUGGAAGGGGAAUAGAAGGGCUUAAACACGGCCUCAGGCUGAACUUCACUAUUAUCUAAUCAAUGCACAGCUGCCUUCCUUAAAUCACUGCUAAGAAGAUCUGUCCGCCAGCCAGGAGGAAUAACCCCUUCUUCCCAGGGCCAAUCCUCAGGUCCCCUCUACUGAGCCAGGUCACCUUUAUCUCUUCUACUCACUCAAAGCCACCCUGGCAGAAACCAUUACACUUUAGGUUCAAAGAAACCCUCUGUCCUUUGUGCCCAGCCUCUGAUGAACAACCUCUUAACUAUUUAUUUAUUUAUUUAUUGGUGGGUUAGUCUAUUUAACUUAAGUCAAGAGGGCCAAGAAGCAUCAAUGUCUGUGAAAAGAGCUGAGCCUUCAAUAUCUAUGAAAUUAAUUUAAUUUGCACUAGUG